Fomitopsis serialis is the source of this 566-nucleotide messenger RNA. RefSeq lists its product as uncharacterized. The record is from RefSeq and is a predicted model, not a curated record. NCBI's taxonomy places the organism in Eukaryota, Fungi, Basidiomycota, Agaricomycetes, Polyporales, Fomitopsidaceae. The annotation marks the transcript as partial. The transcript is spliced from 6 exons.
UUCGUCCCAAUCUCGUCCGACAAUGGCGCCCGCACGCGCUCCUCUCGCCCGAACCGGACACGCAACUCCUCUGAACUCUGCUGUGACGGAGCCAGGCGGCAGCUGACUCGCCAAUCCUCCCCCGCCGCGAAUGGCAGUCCUCUCGCGCUCGGCUCCUCCCAGCCCGCCCUCGCAAUCUGCCAGAUACGAGCUGCGGGUGGUGUCCUUGCUCCCAUCCGAAAAUCCCUACCAACGGGCGCGGCGCGGCGAGGCCUGCUGCCCAGGCUAUUUCCGUGCAGCCUUUGGCGCUGCUCACGUUCGCCCUGCAUUUCCGUCGGCGUUGGCCAAGACUGUCCCGUGAGAACACCAGCUCGGUGGGAGCCGCUCAGUGCUGCAUCCGCGUUUGGAACACCCACCCGUCGCGCGUUCUGGUGUUCCAUCCGCUGCUGCCUGGCAUCACGACCCUCAUCUCAGAGGGCACCGCCGUGUACGCUAGAUGCCCGAUCCGGGCCACCUAAAGCUUGGUAUCAUAUCAUGAUGCAGCGGCGCUCGUUGAAUUGACAAUGGUGCGGAUAGCAUACUGACAU